AUGAAUACUGAUAGAUCAAGGCGGAUGGUAGCAGCAGCUCUUUCAAGCACCUCUGCAACUAAUAAUAACACACCUUUUGGUAUACAACCAAAGCCAUGCACGAGUACUUCUGCUUCUAGCACUCAUGUCACCAACCACUAUGCACAAUCACAACCUUCUGGUUCAGGCAUGCACGCUGAAUCCAUUACAGAUACAUCUUACCUCGAUGAGUUUAUCGACUUUAGUGACGAUGACUCUGUCGCAGAUCCAUUAUAUCUACCAGAUCCAAAUUUUAAUGAGAGCACAGAUUUUAGUGAGAAUAUAGCUUCAUGCGAUGAUACAAUUUCCCAUACCUCUAUGAUUACGCCACAUCAAAAAACACAAGAAUGCAUUCUACCAGUGACUGAUAUUAUAAAGAACACAGGGCCAAUUUUUAUUGCGCAAUAUCCCGGGCCAAUUUUUAUUUCAAAUAAUGCUCCCAACGAUAGCAUCUUUAAAAAUAAACAUAUGAUAAAGCACCCUAUGUUACGUAGCCUCUGCGAUGGAAAGUGUAAGAGACAAUGUUUAAAAUUUUCAGAGCAGGACAGACUGGCUAUUUGGGAACAGUAUUGGAAUUUAAAAUUUCAGGCAAGGAGGUCAUUUUUAAAUAAAUUUAUUCAAUUGGCAGAAAUAAAAAGACUAAAGAUCGCUACUACUUCUGCUGUUCCGUCUAGAAACGAAAUACGUUAUUAUCACCUGCCAGGAAAAGAUAAAGAUUUGGUUCCCGUCUGUAAGCGAUUUUUUCUAGAUACACUUGGAUUGAGAACUGAUGGAUCUAUAACUGAAUUAUCAAAAGCUUUAAAGAAGGGUCAAUUAUAUGCAUCUUUGGCUGGUGAAAAAAGAGGCGGAAAAAGAAAAGAGAUUAACAAAAAUUUACUCCAAGAACAUAUUCUUAGUUACAAACCAGCUGUCAGUCACUAUCGUAGACAUAAUUCACCUUUCACAAAAUACUUGCCGAGAGAAUUAACUAUACGCGAAAUGUACAGCGAUUUUAAGAGGAAAUACCCGGAAGCCAAAUGUUCUAAUGAAACUUACAGGAAGGAGAUUAAAAAAAUGAAAAUUUCGUUUAACAUGCCAAGAGGAGACAAAUGCGAUGAAUGUUUUUUUUAUUUAGAAGAAAAAAAGAAGUACACGGAUGAAUCUGUUAUGCCAGACGAUCUAAAGCAAAGGUUUGCGUUACAUAAAACUAAAUCUGAUCAAGCUCUCGAAAAUUACAAAAUUGAUGCGACACAGAAGAAUUCUAAGCAUGUAAAGUAUUUUUCAAUGGAUUUACAAAAAGUAAUUUUGCUGCCUAUUAUGCCCCAAAUUAAAGAAGCUGUUUUUAUAAGUCGAUUAAUUACAUUUAAUCUUACUUUCGCUCCUAUCAAUAAGCAAUCUCCUGAUUCAGCUACUUGCAUAGUUUGGCACGAAGGUCACGCCGGUCGAAAGACUUCCAACAUAGUUGAUGCUAUUUUGACAUUCAUAAAGAAUGAAAGAGAUUGCCAGCAUUUUCAUAUUUGGGCUGAUAAUUGUACUGCCCAAAAUAAAAACUGGACCCUAUUUACGGCUUUGACCACAAUUGUAAACACAGAAAGUGCCAUCGAGACUGUGACUUUAAGUUACUUGACAAAAGGACAUACACAUAUGACUGCAGAUUCAGUGCAUGGAAACAUUGAAAGAAAAAUUAAAAGACAAGGAGAUGUUUUGGAUUUCGAAGAUUUUAAAGAUGUCGUAAAUAGUUCAAGGCAAAAUAUAAAAGUCAUAGAUUUAAGUUAUUGUAGGAACUGGCCAAAGAAAAAAAGAGCAUUAAGGAAAAACGAUGAUGAAGACUUGAUGAAAACUUUCUUGCUCAAACAAGUUGUCCAAGUAAAAUUCGUUGCUGGCUCGAGGAACAUUCUUUAUAAAACAAGAUUUGAUGAACCAUUUCUCGAGUUGGAUUUCCUACCUAAAAAUUAUAAAGUAAUUGGGCUACCUGAAGAAAAAUCAGUUCCUCGAGGCAUUCCCAGUCGUAAAAAGGAUGUGAUUAUUGCCAAACUGGUGCCUUUAAUGCCAGAAACAAGACGAACGUUUUGGUAUCAAAUGCCUGUAAACGAUGAAUCUAUUGAUCUCCAAACUGAAGGCGAAAUGGCGGAAGAAAUAUGA
Diatraea saccharalis (sugarcane borer) is the source of this 2139-nucleotide messenger RNA. NCBI's taxonomy places the organism in Eukaryota, Metazoa, Arthropoda, Insecta, Lepidoptera, Crambidae. The record is from the annotation of a GenBank genome assembly.